Molecule: messenger RNA, 534 nt
Organism: Giardia duodenalis
Lineage: Eukaryota; Fornicata; Diplomonadida; Hexamitidae
Exons: 1
Coding region: 1-534 (177 amino acids)
Source: RefSeq, a predicted model, not a curated record
AUGACGGACCCCAUCAUAACUAUCGGACCCUAUCUCUACAUGAAGCUUGUAAAGAUUAGUACCCGAGUUGACUCGUGCCUUGGUAUGCUUCUAGGAAAGAUUUCUGCCGACUGUAUUGAGCUUUGCGAGGUCUUGGGGCUCAACUUCAAUGUAGAAGAUCCUAGCCUUGUAAAGGCACUCAAGCAUGCUGUGGAUGCUCAGUCAACCUUUUACAGCCAUCUCACUCCUGUUGGAAUAAUAUUUAUCGGUCAAGAGCACCAUGUGCCAUCUGAUGUGGUGCAUGAUGCGUGCGCUUACUUCUCCUUAGACAGACCGGUCUUAGCUGCCAGUUACAGUCCGGAGGAUAAGGAGCCUUUUAUCGUUCAGGCGGAUAAGAGGUGCAAGCUAAAGUUUGUAGGUACCGCCUCAGACUCUGCCGUAGUUAGAGCUAUGUUUCCCGAGCUUACCCGGGGCGUAAAGUUGCAGGAAGCCCCUCUUCCACCAGCAAUUCCUAAGGAAUUGCUUUCGGUGCUUGCUCUGACUCUGCGUAAUUGA